Messenger RNA from Austrofundulus limnaeus, 922 nucleotides. RefSeq names its product growth arrest-specific protein 7. Gene Ontology annotation, biological process: clathrin coat assembly; clathrin-dependent endocytosis; neuron projection morphogenesis. Gene Ontology annotation, cellular component: clathrin-coated pit; plasma membrane; cytoplasm. Lineage: Eukaryota; Metazoa; Chordata; Actinopteri; Cyprinodontiformes; Rivulidae. The record is from RefSeq and is a predicted model, not a curated record. Gene Ontology annotation, molecular function: protein binding.
CUCCAGAGUGAAGUGGAGAGACCUUUGCUGAUAUUCCGGGAGAACUUUAAGAAGGACAUGAAGAGGUUCGACCAUCACAUUGCUGACCUCAGGAAGCAACUCGUUGGUCGAUAUGCUGCCGUGGAGAAGGCCCGUAAAGCUCUGACUGACAGACAGAAAGAGCUGGAGACCAAACUCAGCAACAAGAGUGAAGAGGAGAUCAAGAAGGCUCGCAGGAAGUCUACACAGGCAGGGGACGAUCUGAUGCGCUGCGUUGACCUGUAUAACCAGUCUCAGUCCAAAUGGUUUGAGGAGAUGGUCACCACCAGCCUGGAGCUGGAGAGGCUGGAGGUGGAGCGAGUCGAGAUGAUUAGACAACACCUUUGUCAGUACACAACACUUCGACACGAGACAGACAUGUUCAACCAGAGUACUGUGGAGCCCGUGGACCAGCUCCUGCAGUGUGUGGACCCAGCAAAAGACAGAGAACAGUGGGUGCGGGACAAUAAGACCGGUGAAAUCAGGCCAGUGGACAUAGAGAUCUGACCUCCCAUCUGAGCCCAGAAACUGUGGUCCAGAAGCUCCAACUCUGAGGAUGUGACUAUGAGAGGAGGUCUGUGAUCCGGAUCAGUACCAGCCCGUAAACACUGAUCCAUAUGUGACUUGGAUCAAACACAUCCAGACAUCCUCCUGAUGAGAGAGAUGAUGUCAGUAUUUGGAAGAAGUUUAAGCUUUGACCUAACAAAAUGAUUCUUAGUUCAGAAAAAGRAAGUGUGAAUUCUUUACAAAAAAUAAAUAAAUAAAAACUCAGGUGAGGCGGAUGAUGAAGCAGCAUCAACAGUGUAAAUGUGUACAUAUUAAACAGCUUUAUGUCACACAGCAGUGAAACUAUAUUAACUGCAAUCUUUUUAAUAAACUAUAAUACAAAAUGCAGUUAAACCUA